Messenger RNA from Emericellopsis cladophorae, 516 nucleotides. RefSeq names its product trimeric LpxA-like protein. The transcript has 2 exons. Gene Ontology annotation, cellular component: dynactin complex. Gene Ontology annotation, molecular function: dynein complex binding. The coding region runs from base 1 to 516 and encodes 171 amino acids. Gene Ontology annotation, biological process: mitotic spindle organization. The record is from RefSeq and is a predicted model, not a curated record. Lineage: Eukaryota; Fungi; Ascomycota; Sordariomycetes; Hypocreales; Bionectriaceae.
AUGUCGACCGCCAAACGCCAGUCGACCGUUCCUGCUGGACCAAAACCCCCGGUCAACUUCUCUUCGACAGUUACCAUUCCGAAAGACGCUGUUCUCCAGGGUACACACUCCAUCACAAUUCAGUCCGAAACACUCAUCCAUCCUCGUGCACGGCUCGACUCGAACCUCGGCAGCAUUCUGAUCGGUCGACGCAGUAUUGUGCAAGAGCGGGCUCAGAUCGGCGUGGAACCUCAGAAUAUCGACACUGCCAUCCGAGGUGGUGUCUCUUUGGGCGAUUAUGUUGUGGUCGAGGUGAACGCUGUCAUUGAAGCUGGUGGCACUGAAAUCGGGGACGGCUCCGUGGUUCAGGUCGGCUCGCGCAUUGGCAGUGGCGCGAAGAUUGGAGAAACUGUCGUCUUGUCGAACGGCCAACAGCGUGCCGACAAAAGACUCGCGGAUGCUCGAAAGCUGGGCACUUUGAAGCAGAUCAACGUCGUCAGAAAGAUGAUACGCAACGAUCAGGACAAGUUUAAGUGA